Messenger RNA from Haemonchus placei, 1980 nucleotides. Lineage: Eukaryota; Metazoa; Nematoda; Chromadorea; Rhabditida; Trichostrongylidae. The record is from the annotation of a GenBank genome assembly.
AUGAUAAUACUCAGCUGGGAUGUUACCUGGCUGACUAUCGUAAUCCUCGCCUCGCUAGGCGAGGCGCUUGAGGUGUACACUAAUCACUUCCAUGUACACACAAAGGAGCCCGGUCUAGAAAACGCACAUAGAAUCGCCAAGAGACAUGGCUUCAUCAAUAGAGGAUCGGUUCUCGGAUCCGAGCACGAGUUCCACUUCGUGCAACCUGCACUUUCACAUGCCAGGACAAAACGAUCACUAGGCCAUCACGCAAAACUACACAAUGACAACGACCACAAUGUUCAGGUACUUCACGUCGAACAGCUGACCGGAUAUAAGCGCACGAAGCGGGGAUACAGACCGCUGGCAGAACGACUGCAAAGCCAGUUUGAUUUCUCUUCUGUACAAUCUCCUACCGAUCCUCUUUACAACUAUCAGUGGUACCUGAAAAACACCGGGCAAGCAGGUGGAAAGGCACGUCUCGACUUAAACGUUGAAAAGGCGUGGGCAUUAGGCUUCACUGGUAAAAACAUCACAACGGCUAUCAUGGACGAUGGCGUUGACUAUAUGCAUCCAGAUAUAAAGAACAAUUUUAACGCUGAAGCCAGUUACGACUUCUCAUCCAACGAUCCAUUUCCAUAUCCCAGGUACACCGACGACUGGUUCAAUUCUCAUGGUACCAGGUGUGCCGGUGAAAUCGCUGCUGCUCGUGACAACGGAGUAUGCGGUGUAGGAGUCGCUUAUGAUAGCAAGGUGGCAGGGAUUCGAAUGCUCGAUCAGCCGUACAUGACUGAUCUGAUUGAGGCCAAUUCGAUGGGACAUGAACCGAACAAGAUUCACAUCUACUCAGCGAGUUGGGGACCCACAGACGAUGGAAAAACAGUCGACGGGCCACGAAACGCCACAAUGAGGGCGAUCGUGAAGGGAGUCAACGAGGGUCGCAACGGGCUUGGCUCAAUAUUCGUGUGGGCUUCCGGAGAUGGCGGUGAGGACGACGAUUGCAAUUGUGACGGUUACGCCGCGUCUAUGUGGACCAUUUCCAUUAACAGCGCCAUCAACAAUGGAGAAAAUGCUCACUACGACGAAUCAUGUUCGUCAACCCUCGCAUCCACAUUCUCAAACGGAGGACGAAAUCCUGAAACAGGUGUGGCCACCACAGACCUUUACGGACGAUGCACACGGUCACAUUCGGGCACGUCUGCCGCCGCUCCAGAAGCUGCUGGUGUCUUCGCCUUAGCACUUGAAGCCAAUCCAAAGCUGACUUGGCGAGAUCUUCAACACCUGACUGUGCUCACAUCUACUCGUAACUCUCUCUUCGAUGGACGUUGCCGAGAUCUACCCGAUCUGGGACUUUCUAGCACUGACAAUCACAAGAACAACGCUGAAGACAAUUGUACGCACUUCGAAUGGCAAAUGAAUGGAGUCGGUCUGGAGUAUAACCAUCUGUUCGGCUUCGGUGUUCUCGACGCAGCUGAGAUGGUGAUGCUUGCAAUGGUAUGGAAGACGGCUCCACCUCGUUACCAUUGCACUGGUGGUACCAUCGAUACACCACAUGAAAUCCCAGAGGACGGCAAUCUUGUUCUGGAACUGGACACGGACGCCUGUCUAGGUACAUCCACUGAGGUUAGAUAUCUGGAACAUGUGCAGGCUGUGGUCUCGUUCAAUUCGACGCGACGAGGUGAUACCACCCUCUACCUCGUUUCUCCAAUGGGAACAAGAACAAUGAUUCUGUCACGCCGCCCGAAAGAUGAUGACGCCAAAGACGGUUUCACCAACUGGCCUUUCAUGACCACUCACACAUGGGGAGAGAAUCCGAUUGGAAAGUGGAGACUCAUUGCCAGAUUCCAGGGUCCUGGAAAACACCGUGGUACACUGAAGAAGUUCUCGCUGAUGUUGCACGGCACCAAGGAGCCCCCGUAUGCCGGUAUCGAGCCACUGCUCGGUCAUGUUAACUCAAAGUUGCAGGUGGUACAGACCGCCCACAAGAGAAUCUCACCUUAA